Messenger RNA from Hemicordylus capensis (graceful crag lizard), 1830 nucleotides. RefSeq lists its product as uncharacterized. The coding region runs from base 762 to 1709 and encodes 315 amino acids. NCBI's taxonomy places the organism in Eukaryota, Metazoa, Chordata, Lepidosauria, Squamata, Cordylidae. The transcript is spliced from 5 exons. The record is from RefSeq and is a predicted model, not a curated record.
AUCACCAACAACAUCCUGGGGGAAGCGCUCACUGAGGAACCCGCCAUGCCAGAACCCCUUCCAGCAACUCACAUCACCAACAACAUCCUGGGGAAGCGCUCACUGAGGAACCCUCCAUGCCAGAACCCCUUCCAACACCUUGCAGCACCAAUGACAUCCUGGGGAAGCGCUCACUGAGGAACCCGCCAUGCCAGAACCCCUUCCAGCAACUCACAUCACCAACAACAUCCUGGGGAAGCGCUCACUGAGGAACCCUCCGUGCCAGAACCCCUUCCAGCACCUUGCAUCACCAAUGACAUCCUGGAGGAAGAGCUCACUGAGGAAACCUCAAUGCCAGAACCCCUUCCAACACCUUGCAUCACCAAUGACCUACUGGGGGAAAAGCUCACUGAGGAACCCUCCGUGCCAGAACCCCUUCCAGUACCUUGCAUCACCAAUGACAUCCUGGAGGAAGAGCUCAUUGUGGAAACCUCAAUGCCAGAACCCCUUCCAGCAUCUCGCAUGACCAAUGAUAUCCUGGGGGAAGAGCUCACUGAGGAACCCUCCAUGCCAUAACCCUUUCCAGCAACUCAGAUCACCAAUGACAUCCUGGGAGAAGAGCUCACUGAGGAACCCUCCAUGCCAGAACCCCUUCCAGCCACUCUCAUGACCAACAAGAUCCUGGGGAAGAGCUCACUGAGGAACCCUCCAUGCCAGAACCCCUUCCAGCACCUCAUAUCACCAAUUACAUUCUGGGGGAAUAGCUCACUGAGGAACCCUCCAUGCCAGAACCUCUUCCAGCACCUCGCAUCACCAACAACAUCCUGGGGGAAGCGCUCACUGAGGAACCCUCCAUGCCAGAACCCCUUCCAGCACCUCGCAUCACCAACGACAUCCUGGAGGAAGAGCUCAUUGAGGAAACCUCAAUGCCAGAACCCCUUCCAACACCUUGCAUCACCAAUGACCUACUGGGGAAAGUGCUCAUUGAGGAUACCUCAGUGCCAGGUCCUUCCAUUCUCACAGACACUCCAAAGGAAGCAGCUUCUGUGUCAGAGCCCUUACUAGAGCCUUCCAUUGCUGAUAAUUAUCUUCAGCAAGAAGUAGAACUCCUCAAAGGCUUACAGCAUGACUAUGUCCAGCAGCAACUGAGGGUUCGCCUCAUUUCCCAACAGUUCCCUCUUUCUCUCUGGGCCAUCAACCUGCAAAUUGGACACAUGCGGACAAGGCUCAUCCGCAGUGAAGUUCGGCUGCAGUGGUGGGAAAGGGAAGCUCCAGUGCCUGUAAUCCAAGCAGCUUCUCAGGAUGUUCCUGCAGGCCCUGCUGCACUUCUCCAGCCCUCUAGGUCUGAUUCAUCAUUGUCCUCUGCCUCCCUUGAGGUUGCCUCCAUCCCACCCUCCACCUCCACCUCUUCCCUCCUCCUGCAUCCCUCUCCACCUCCUCCUCCUUCCCCACCUCCUCUGGAGCCGGACCUCAGCAAUGUGAAAGAAACUCUGCAGAGUUUGGUAGAGAUGCAGCUCCAUCAGCUGCGUGACCGCCAAAGAGACCUCCGCAGCUGCCAGGAAUGCUUACAAAGCUUCAAGGCACUGAGGGGACAAUUGAGGCGGCUAAGGAGCAGACUGGCCAGGGUGGAAGCCACUAUGGGGAUCGUGGUUCCUCCAAGGAAGCUGGACGUUGCUGAGGAAGAAGGGGAAGGCAAAUUAAAAGAGACAACUGUGCUACUAUUUACAUAAGUAGCAAUAAAAUGCUGUGUAUAUAUUUUUAAAAAAUUAAAUAUUUGUUUUAAUAGGAUGUAGAAAUAGAACAGCAAUAAAACUUGCAUAUUUAUUGUUUAAAAAAAAUAAAAUAUUUUAU